Molecule: messenger RNA, 382 nt
Organism: Staurois parvus
Lineage: Eukaryota; Metazoa; Chordata; Amphibia; Anura; Ranidae
Source: the annotation of a GenBank genome assembly
GGACAUAGUACAGGAGAUGACCAGAGACUGCGGACACAGUACAGGAGAUGACCAGAGACUGCGGACACAGUACAGGAGAUGACCAGAGACUGCGGACACAGUACAGGAGAUGACCAGAGACUGCGGACACAGUACAGGAGAUGACCAGAGACUGCGGACAUAGUACAGGAGAUGACCAGAGACUGCGGACAUAGUACAGGAGAUGACCAGAGACUGCGGACAGUACAGGAGAUGACCAGAGACUGCGGACAUAGUACAGGAGAUGACCAGAGACUGCGGACAGUACAGGAGAUGACCAGAGACUGCGGACACAGUACAGGAGAUGACCAGAGACUGCGGACAUAGUACAGGAGAUGACCAGAGACUGCGGACACAGUACAGG